This is a messenger RNA of Sinocyclocheilus rhinocerous, 400 nucleotides long. Its product is annotated as ethylmalonyl-CoA decarboxylase-like. The transcript has 2 exons. The record is from RefSeq and is a predicted model, not a curated record. Bases 7 to 282 code for a protein of 91 amino acids. NCBI's taxonomy places the organism in Eukaryota, Metazoa, Chordata, Actinopteri, Cypriniformes, Cyprinidae.
GGCAGCAUGAUGCUUGAACUGGAGCAGCGGGUGCGUGAGCUGGAGACCUGGACAGAAGGGAAAGCUGUGAUUGUGCAGGGAGCUGCUGGAACCUUCUGCUCUGGAUCUGAUCUCAAUGCAGUCAGAGCCAUAGCAAACCCACACGAUGGCAUGAAGAUGUGCGAGUUCAUGCAGAACACUCUCACAAGACUCCUCAGGUUGGUCUGUCUGAAGAAACAAGCAGAGCAGAGCAAUCGAGACACCAGGGGUCAAUAUCAUAAAAUAUUUUUGAACAAAAUUUGAAGAAAGUAGAGAAUCUUUGCCACACCAUGUACUUCAGCUCCUGUCCCUCUUUUUGAAAGAUGCAUGUUUCAAAAGGUAGUAUGCUACAUUGUUAGAAUGUCACCAUGUGAGUAGUGUG